AUGAAUGAAGAAGUUUUUGAAGAUUUAAUUGCUGAUAUGGAUUCAGUUAACCUCAACAAUAAAUCAUCAUCGAAAUCAGAACAAAAUUCAAAUUUAGUUGAUAUCACGAAAAUUAAAAUUGAACAAACUACAACUACGCAAAUCACACCUAAAACAUCUACAAAAACACCAACACAAAAGGGUAAUAAACGUAUAGACAUUAUUGAAGAAUACAAUAAACGUAAUGCUGAAAAAGAAUCUUUAAAUUUAGUUAUUAUUGGUCAUGUUGACGCAGGAAAAAGUACUUUGAUGGGUCAUUUACUUUAUCUUCUUGGUGAAGUAAAUGAUAAAACAAUGAAAAAAUAUGAAAGAGAAUCAUCAAAGAUAGGAAAAUCAUCUUUUGCCUAUGCGUGGGUUCUUGAUGAGACUGAAGAAGAAAGAAAUAGGGGUAUCACCAUUGAUAUUGCAAUGACAAAGUUUGAAACUAAAAAUAAACGAUUUACUUUAUUAGAUGCACCUGGACAUCGUGAUUUCAUUCCUAAUAUGAUUUCCGGAGCAGCACAGGCAGAUGCAGCAAUACUUGUAGAAUGGUCAAAAGAUAGAUUUGAUAUAAUUGUUUCGAAAUUAAGUCAAUUCUUAUUAUCACAAGUUGGAUUUAAGAAAAAGGGUGUUUUCUAUAUUCCUUGUAGUGGAUUAACAGGAGAUAACUUAUUAAAAAAAACAGAUAAAUUAUUAGAUUGGUAUAGUGGACCUACCUUGAUCGAACAAAUUGACAAGUUCGAACCACCAGUAAGACUUAUAGAAAAACCAUUCCGUCUUUCUAUAACAGAUUUUUUCAAAGGUGGUUCUGGAAGUUUAAGUGGUAUUACAGUGGCAGGAAGAAUAGAAACUGGUAGUUUACAAAUUGGCGACGAAUUAAUUAUUAUUCCUGGCAAAGGACAUGCAACAGUAAAAGCAAUACAAGUUUUGAAUGAAUCAUUCAAAUGGGCAGUUGCCGUAGGUUCGAUACUGUGCCCAAUAUCAAAUCCUGUUCCUUUAUCAUCACAGCUUUUGGUAAGAAUUGUUGUAUUUGAAGUAAAAAUCCCUAUUACUAGAGGUUAUAAUGUAAUUCUUCAUCGACAAAGUUUAAAUGAACCAGCUAUUAUAACAAGACUUAAAUCAAUUAUUGAUAAAACAACUGGAGAGCAAAUUAAAAAAAAUCCAAGACAUAUUCCAAAAUCAACAGCUGCUAUUGUUGAAAUACAACUUCCUAACAGACCGAUACCUAUAGAGACAUUUAAAGAUAAUAAAGAACUUGGAAGAAUAAUGAUAAGAAAAGGAGUAAUUGCACCAAAAAUUAAAGAAGCUCAUAAAUCCUUAUGUGCUGACACGAUAGACCAGACAGUUGGCAAAGAAGAGUAA
Molecule: messenger RNA, 1380 nt
Organism: Entrophospora sp. SA101
Lineage: Eukaryota; Fungi; Glomeromycota; Glomeromycetes; Entrophosporales; Entrophosporaceae
Source: the annotation of a GenBank genome assembly